Molecule: messenger RNA, 3312 nt
Organism: Entrophospora candida
Lineage: Eukaryota; Fungi; Glomeromycota; Glomeromycetes; Entrophosporales; Entrophosporaceae
Source: the annotation of a GenBank genome assembly
AUGGAAUACACUAUAGAAAAUUUACUUUUUGCUUUUGAAAAAGCAAUUGAUGCUCUCGCGUAUUUCAAUAACAAAAAUAACGAAGUUUGGACAACCAAUCAAAAUUCAGAAUCUAGUGGUCCGGUUCAGUUUCAAUUUUUUAACACUAAUUCUAUACAAUUUGCUGAAAAGGUAAAUGAAGAAGCUAGUGUAAAAUCAAAGACAAGUUCGAUAGUUCAUAGUAUUCUUCAUGGUUCAGCUGCAACAAAAGAAGAAGACAAACAUACUCAUUCAAAGUUAAUUGCACGUGGUAAAUAUGUUCAUGAGUUUCAAAAACAUAAAAUAAAACCAGAAUAUGUUGAUGAUUACAUAAAACUCAUAUCUCUACAUUAUCCUAGAAUUGCCAAUGACCCAGAUAAUUCAGUUCAUCUUUGUGGUAGUUGGCAGACUGAAAUUGGUGAUCUUGAUACUUUUGGAUAUCAUGAUACAUACAAUAGAUUAAAUAAUGAUUCACAAUACCAACAAUUUCUUAAAAAAGUCAGACCUAUGCUUUUGAAUCGUUAUAGUCAGAUAUGUUUAGAGUUUGCUUUUUGGAAAACAAGUCCACCAGCAGUUCAUGGUGGAAUUUAUGAAUUGAGAACUUAUGAGCUUAAACCUGGGAAUUUAUUAGAAUGGGAAACCCACUGGCAUCGUGGUCUUGAGUGUCGUAGACAGUUCUGUGAACCUGUUGGUGCUUGGUUUUCUCAGCUGGGAUUCUUAAAUUGUGUUCAUCAUAUGUGGCAAUACCCUGAUCUUGAAAACCGUAAAAUCACACGUGAAAAGGCUUGGGAAGUUGAUGGUUGGGCAGAAACAGUUUACAAAACUGUCCGACUUGUUCAAAAAAUGGAAGCAAACAUUUUGAAACCAUUGGAUUUUAAAUAUUCAUAUUCAGGAACUGGUUUUCUUAAUACCUUCAAUGAUUAUAUUCAAUCAAAAAGAAAAAGGAGGAUUUCUAUUCCUGAUAUUCUUGGUUUUAAUGUAAAAGAGAAUGUUGAGUUUCUUUGUAAUAAGAUAUGCUACCACUAUCCCUCUAUACUCAACGAUUGUAAAAAAAUUCAAACUGAAACAAAAAAAACAAAUACAUUAAUUAAUACAAUGAAAAGGAAAGGUGACCAACUUAUCAAAGAAAUUGAAUCAGGAGUAGAACAUGAUAAUGAUAUCAAUAAUAAUACUAAAGAAAAUCAAACCAAUAUUAAAGAAGGAACUAUUAUUAAGAGUAAGAGUAUAAAUGCUAUUCCAACAGAAGCACAGGCUUGCCCUUGUCAAAUUCAGGGAGAAAGAUCAAAAUUGAGUGAAAAGAAUACAUUAGAUAAUGAAAGACAGUUAAAAAUCAAAGAAUUAGCUACUCAGGCAAUCAAUUCAUCACAAGUGGGUUCUACAAUAAUGGUUGAUACUUGUAAUUAUGUCAGUCCACUAUUAUCACAAUCUUGCCAUAAUUGUGGUGAUAUUUCAAUUGAUAGUAAAAAUUGUAUAAUCAAUAACAUAGGUUUUUCAGUAAACACUAUUAUAUGUUGCGAAGGCUGUAACAACAUUUCUGAAUUUUCUAAUGAUACACCAAAGGCAAGUACAUCUGUUCUAGUAGCUGGUGGUAGUUUAUUAUCAGGGAUAAAUAGACAACAAUUGAGCUUUGAUGUUUCUUGGUCUCAUGUUAGAAAUGCUAACCAAGCAACUGGGGAAUUUAUUUUCCAAUCUAGUAGACAGAUGGAACAAGCCAUUUUGAUCGCCUGUUUAGAAAAAAUAACACCUAAUUUAGACAAAGAAAAUAUAUUAUUAGAUAUAGGUGUUAAUGGAGAUUUAGAUAGCAACAAAACAUUAAAAACAGAAAGAGUGGUUAAUAAAGUGUAUGGUGAUUUAAAACAUGCAACUAAAAUCAUCAGAGGAAAGAAAAGCAUCAAAGGAAAUGAUAACUCCAACAGAAGAAGAAUUGAAGAAUGUGCAAGUGAAUGGUUUAGUUUCACACCUUUCUGGAAAUCACUCUUUGUGUUGGUCAGAAAUAAAAAGAUCGAUUUUUGGGCACCAUUUAGAGCAUGUCAUGCUGUUGCUAUUUUGGACCAUAAUGAAAAAAAAUUUGCUCUUGUACAUGAUGUUCAAAGAUCUAGAAAUUUGAAAAAUAUUCAUGCAAGAAAUAUUGAAAAAGAAAAUAAAAUUAUAGAACAAAAACAACAAUUAGAAGCCUUUGACUAUGAUCAAGAUCUGGUACUUUAUGGCAUGAGAAUAAAAUUUAAAGACAAGUUGGCAACUUUUUGGAGAGAUAUCAUACAAGAAAGUAACCAGUAUUACAAUGAUGUAAGUAGCAAGUGGACAUAUCAAUCACCAGGAAUCUCAUCAUCUUUAUCAACUCCUACAUCAAUUUCAACUGAAUUCUUUACUUCUCCUGCUAUCACUACUUCCACUAUCACUACUAUUAAGUUCUCUUUAUUAUUAUUAUCUCCAACUUUAAAAACAGCAAAAAGCUUAAUUAAUGAUUAUAAUUCUGGUAAAAUACAAGACAUAGAUCCAGAAAAAUUAUGGAAAGCAAAAAAAACAUUAGAUUCUACAAUUCAUCCAGAUACUGGUGAACCUAUUUUUCUUCCAUUUAGAAUGUCAUGUUUUGUACCAACAAAUCUUGUUGUUGUAGCUGGUAUGCUAAUGCCCAAUCCAAGUAUGAAAAGCCUUAUAUUUUGGCAAUGGGCAAAUCAAAGUAUCAAUGUGGCAAUAAAUUAUUCAAACGCUAAUAAAACAACUCCAUUGAGUUUUAAAGAAACUGCAAUUGCAUAUACUUCAGCUGUGACUACUUCAUGUGUUCUUGCUGUGGGCCUUACACAAGCUGUACCUAGGAUGAGGUUUUUGAAGCCUUCAGUUCGUGGGCUUUUAUCUAGAUUGGUACCUUUUUUUGCUGUAGCAAGUGCUGGUACUGUAAAUGUCUAUCUAAUGAGAUUAAAAGAAAUCAGGAAUGGAAUAGAUGUUUAUGACGCUAAUGGAAAUAAUUUGGGCAAAUCACAAAAAGCAGGUGCAUCAGCUGUUGGUCAGGUUGCAAUUUCUCGUAUUUUAACAAAUUCUCCUGUUCUUACAAUACCACCAAUUGUUCUUUCACAACUUGAAAAAACAUCAUUUUUAAAACACUAUCCAAGAUUAUUGACUCCUAUUAAUUUUGGGCUCAUAACCAUUUCUUUGAUGACUGCUCUACCUUUAGCGAUUGCAGCAUUUCCUCAAUAUGCUUCAAUAGAUCCGAUGAAACUGGAAACCAAAUUUUGGGAAUUAAAAGAUGAAAAUGGAAAUGUUAUAAAAAGAGUAUUUUAUAAUAAAGGAUUAUGA